Molecule: messenger RNA, 1881 nt
Organism: Pseudomassariella vexata
Lineage: Eukaryota; Fungi; Ascomycota; Sordariomycetes; Amphisphaeriales; Pseudomassariaceae
Product: or S-antigen, C-terminal domain-containing protein
Exons: 3
Coding region: 1-1881 (626 amino acids)
Biological process (GO): ubiquitin-dependent endocytosis
Cellular component (GO): plasma membrane; cytoplasm; cytosol
Molecular function (GO): protein-macromolecule adaptor activity; ubiquitin protein ligase binding
Source: RefSeq, a predicted model, not a curated record
AUGCCGUCAUUCAAUCCUUUUGUGGCCGGCCGGAAUGCUUGUACCCUCUUUCAGAUCCGUCUUGAAAACGACUUCAUCGUUCUCCGUGGAAAUGAGUUCGAGGCGUCCGGACAAAUGCUCAAAGGUGUUGUGGUUCUGUGUCUUCGAGAAUCUCUCAGAGUCGAGGAUGUGCAUUUGCGAUUAACAGGCAGCUGCCGGCUAGCGUGGGUUGAGGGCAAACAGACACCCACGGGGAUCCACAAUCAGAAGUUCGACAAGACGACGACUAUUUUGAAGCAUACUUGGCCUCCCUUCAUUGGCGGUCACAGUAAUCAUGGCCAAACUCUCGCUCCAGGAAACUACGAGUGGCCCUUUGAGCUCUUGCUCCCCGGUGACACAGCGGAGAGCGUUGAGGGUUUGCAUCACACAAACAUCAGUUACUUUUUGAAAGCAACUAUCUCCCGCGGAAAACUCUCCAAAAACCCGCAUGCCUGGAAGAGACUGCGCAUCAUCCGCACCUUGGAUCCUGCCGCACUCGAGUUCAACCAUGCUAUGAGCGUGGAGAACAUAUGGCCGAAUAAGAUAGAGUACUCCGUCAUUAUCCCACAAAAGGCCGUCGUGUUCGGGAGCACGGUUCCCCUGGAGAUGCGAUUCACGCCUCUGCUGAAGGGGCUGGAAAUGGGAGACAUCACGGUCAAACUCAUCGAGAUCCAGGAGUUCACCGUGUCGGGGUAUACUGCCAGCGCCAGAAGUCACAAAACCGACCGUGACGUAUGUACAUGGUCGUUCGAGGUCAAGCGGGAUGACCACUGGCACGACAACGUGGAGGAAACUGGCCAGGAGGGCUGGGCUAUAAACAAAGAUCUGCCGCUGCCAAAGCGGUUGGCCAAGUGCAUACAGGACUGUAAUGUCCACGGCAUCAAAAUCAGGCACAAGGUGAAGCUGACAGUGGCCCUCAAGAAUCCGGAUGGCCACAUCUCUGAGCUGAGGGCAACUCUGCCUGUCACCAUCUUCAUCUCGCCCAAUAUGCCCUUAGACGAAGAGGGCAACCUGGUCUCUCAGCAAGUGACGGAGGUUACUGAACGGGCCCCUGGGCAGACCGAGUCGAGCAACAUGGCUCCUCCAGGUUACGGACAACACGUGUUGGACCAACUUUACGAGGAUGAGGAUUCCCACAGUCACGGCGCCCAGACCCCGGGCGGAUUCUACAGCGGUUUGCAGAGUGGCAUGCAGAGCGGUAUCAACAGUCCAUUCUAUGCUCAAUCGCGAGCUGGGUCGUCGGAGAAUCUGGCAGGUCAGCUGGCAGGCAGUUCUGCUGUACACCCUGCGGCGCUAUCCUCAAGGCUCCAGAAUGUUUCGCUUGACCCUUCAAGCAGGAACACAUCAUUCACUUCGGCCGGAUCUUACUCCGGGGCGGCCACUCCCCAUCAUCCAAAUGAGGGAGAACAUACUGCAGAGUCUUCGCAACCCCACUCGACAGAAUUAUCCCGGCAAACUAGCGUGGAAGAUCAUUCAGGGCAUACUACACCGGAACAUCUCGACUUUCCCGACAUGGAGGAGCUAAGCAAAGUGCCGAGCUACACGACGGCUACGAGGAUGCCGAUAUCAAGAGGUGCUAGUUACUCGGAAUCAGUAGCUCUCCCCGAUUACAACACUGCCAUGAGUGCGCCGGGCUCGCCAGCAAGGACUCCCAUGUAUGAAAUACAUGAUCCCUUGACUACUAUAACGGAAGGCUUGCAAAUUGGCUCCGCGGAACCUGCUGGGAGUCCAUCCAGGAGCAACUCAUCAUCUAGGACAAGUAGCGCCCUGGGCUUCAGCUUUUUGCAUUCGCAUUCGCACUCGUAUUCUGGAGAUCGAGACGUAGAACGGAGGUUGAGGCUCCUGCAGUCGAGGGGUAACUGA